CCGGUUGCUGAACCAAUCCCCAUCUGUAGUUUCUGUCUUGGUACAAAAGAACAAAACCGAGAAAAGAAGCCAGAAGAACUCAUCUCCUGUGCCGACUGUGGCAACAGUGGUCAUCCAUCCUGUUUGAAGUUUUCCCCUGAAUUAACGGUUAGAGUGAAGGCCUUACGGUGGCAGUGCAUCGAGUGUAAAACAUGCAGCUCCUGUCGAGAUCAAGGCAAAAAUGCAGAUAACAUGCUCUUUUGUGAUUCAUGUGACCGAGGUUUUCACAUGGAGUGUUGUGAUCCUCCACUCACCCGGAUGCCAAAAGGCAUGUGGAUAUGUCAAAUAUGUCGACCUAGGAAAAAAGGACGAAAACUUCUACAAAAGAAGGCAGCACAGAUAAAACGGCGCUAUGCUAAUCCAAUAGGACGUCCAAAAAACAGGUUAAAGAAACAAAACACGGUAUCAAAAGAUUCCUUCAGCAAAGUUCGAACUGGCCCUGGAAGGGGUCGGAAACGUAAAAUCACUCUUUCCAGCCAGUCAGCAUCAUCAUCAGAAGAAGGCUGUUUAGAGAGAAUAGAUGGCUUGGACUUCUGCAGAGAUAGCAGCGUCCCCUUGAAGUUCAACAAGAAAACCAAAGGGCUCAUUGAUGGCCUUACCAAAUUCUUCACCCCUUCCCCUGAUGGGCGGAAAGCUCGAGGAGAAGUGGUAGACUACUCUGAGCAAUACAGAAUCAGGAAAAAGGGCAACAGAAAAUCAAGCACUUCAGAUUGGCCUACAGACAAUCAGGAUAGCUGGGAUGGCAAGCAAGAAAGCGAGGAGCGGCUUUUUGGGAACCAGGAAGUCAUGACUGAGAAAGAUAUGGAAUUAUUUCGUGAUAUCCAAGAACAAGCACUGCAGAAAGUUGGAGUGACUGGUCCCCCUGAUCCACAAGUUCGCUGUCCCUCUGUCAUUGAGUUUGGGAAGUAUGAAAUUCACACCUGGUACUCUUCCCCAUAUCCUCAAGAAUAUUCAAGACUUCCUAAAUUGUAUCUUUGUGAAUUCUGUCUAAAAUAUAUGAAAAGUAGAACUAUUCUACAGCAGCACAUGAAGAAAUGUGGUUGGUUCCACCCACCUGCCAAUGAGAUUUACCGAAAGAAUAAUAUUUCUGUCUUUGAGGUUGAUGGGAAUGUGAGUACCAUUUAUUGUCAAAACCUGUGUCUCUUGGCAAAGUUGUUUCUUGACCACAAAACACUCUAUUAUGACGUGGAGCCAUUUCUUUUUUAUGUACUAACACAGAAUGAUGUCAAGGGCUGCCACCUUGUUGGCUACUUUUCUAAAGAAAAGCAUUGCCAACAGAAGUACAAUGUUUCCUGUAUAAUGAUUCUUCCCCAAUAUCAGCGUAAGGGCUAUGGCAGGUUUCUCAUCGAUUUCAGUUAUUUGUUAUCAAAGCGUGAAGGCCAAGCAGGGUCUCCAGAGAAACCAUUAUCCGAUCUAGGUCGUCUUUCCUACAUGGCUUAUUGGAAAAGCGUAAUAUUGGAGUGCCUUUAUCACCAAAAUGACAAACAAAUCAGCAUUAAGAAGUUAAGCAAGUUAACUGGAAUCUGCCCUCAAGACAUUACUUCCACACUCCAUCACCUACGAAUGCUGGACUUCCGUAGUGACCAAUUUGUGAUCAUCCGCCGGGAAAAACUUAUUCAGGAUCACAUGGCAAAGCUUCAGCUGAAUUUGCGGCCUGUAGAUGUAGAUCCAGAAUGUUUACGCUGGACUCCUGUCAUAGUGUCCAACUCUGUUGUCUCAGAGGAGGAAGAAGAGGAAGCCGAGGAAGGAGAAAACGAAGAGCCUCGGGGCCAGGAAAGAGAAUUAGAGACCAGUGUGGGAAAGUCUGUGUCUCGGGAGAACAAAGAGCAAGAUUCUUACUCUUCAGUAGAAAGUGAAAAGAAACCAGAAGUUAUGGCUUCAGCCAGUUCUACACGUUUGAACAAACAGGUCCUUCCCAGUGAUAGUCUUCUUGCAAAUAGUCAGCCAUCUCGGAAGGGCCGUUGGGGGAGGAAAAACAGAAAAACCCAGGAACAUUUUGGUGAUAAAGAUUCUAAACUGCUCUUGGAAGAGACAUCAGCUCCUCAGGAACAAUCCAGAGAAUGUGAGGAAAAAUCGGAAACCUCCCAAGAACAGUACACUGAAAGUGGAGAACAGCUGGCAGCCUCUCAGGAGCAGCCACACCAGGAUGGAAAGGCAGACAUCCCCAAAAGAAGACUGAGUGAUGGCGUUGAGCUGUGGCAUGGACAGCUGAGGAGGAGCCCCGAGGCACUGCAGUGCCGGUUCCCAGAAGGCAGUGGUAGACUGUCCCGGCGCUAUAGUGAUGGUGACAGGGCUCUGCUCAGGGGCUUCAGUGAGAGCAGCGAGGAGGAGGAGGAGCUGGAGAGCCCUCGCUCAAACUCACCUCCAGUCCUUACGAAACCCACACUGAAGCGAAAGAAACCAAUUCUUCACCGAAGAAGGAGAGUGCGAAAGCGCAAACACCACAAUAGCAGUGUAGUCACAGAAACUAUUUCUGAGACUACAGAGGUGUUAGAUGAACCCUUUGAAGACUCUGACUCUGAGAGGCCAAUGCCAAGAUUAGAACCCACAUUUGAGAUUGAUGAAGAGGAAGAAGAAGAGGAUGAAAGUGAACUCUUCCCUAGAGGAUACUUCCACCGUUUGUCCUCACAGGACGUUCUCAGGUGUCGGUCCUCUACUAAGAGGAUGUCUAAAGAUGCAGAAGAUGACGAAGAGUCAGAUGAUGCUGAUGACACUCCUAUUCUAAAGCCAGUAUCUCUCUUGAGAAAAUGUGACGUGAAGAAUUCUCCACUUGAUCCAGAUACAUCCACACCUAUGAAAAAGAAAAAGGGAUGGCCAAAAGGGAAGAGCCGCAAACCAAUCCACUGGAAGAAAAGACCUGGAAGAAAACCAGGAUUUAAGUUGAAUCAGGAAAUCAUACCCAUUUCCACUGAAGAAUGCAUUGUUGAGCCCACUGAUCCUAUUCCUAAAUCUGGACGUAAACUCAAAAUUCAAGAGGAUGAAGAAACCAUUGAACCAAAAGACUUGCCCUUAUCUGAAGAAAGGAAGGAAGAGGAGGUGCACGUGGAAGCAGAAGAGGUUGAAGAGCUGGAAGAAGAAGACACAGCCAGCAGUGAAGUUAGAGCAGCUUCUCCAGGGGACAGCAGCAAUAGUCCUGAGGCUGAAACUAAAGAGCCCGAGGCAGAGGAGGAAGAAGAGAAACCCAGCAUCUUAGAAGAGCAGAGGCAGUCGGAGGAAGAGCAGCACGAACUAGACGAACAGCAGCGAGAAGAAGAGGUGACUGCUGUGCAGACAAACCAGAAUGAAGACCGUGAUGCUGACGAUGAGGAUGAUAGCCAUCUGGAAUCCACCACAAAGAAAGAGCUAGAGGAGCAGGCUGCUAGAGAAGAUGUCAAGGAGGAGCCUGGUGGUCAGGAGUCUUUUUUAGAUACUGAUAUGCAGAACAGCAGGGAGAAUAUAAGGGAUAAAGAUGAGACAGAACCAGAUUCUGAAGAGGAACAGCCUUCCCAUGAAACAUCCGUGGUGUCAGAGCAUAUGCCAGGGUCUGAGGAUGAUCAUGAAGAAGAUUCAAACACUAAAGAAGAAUUAAUUGAAUUAAAGGAGGAAGAAGAGAUUCCUCAUAGUGAGCUUGAUUUGGAAACCGUACAAGCAGUGCAGUCUUUGACACAAGAAGAAAGCAGUGAGCACGAGGGAGCCUACCAGGACUGUGAAGAAACACUGGCUGCUUGUCAGACCCUGCAGAGUUACACCCAGGCUGAUGAAGACCCUCAGAUGGCAAUGGUUGAAGACUGUCAUGCUUCAGAACACAACAGCCCAAUAUCCUCUGUUCAGUCUCAUCCCAGCCAGUCGGUCCGCUCAGUCAGUAGUCCCACCGUGCCUGCCCUGGACAGUGGCUACACCCAGAUCAGCCCAGAGCAAGGAUCCCUGUCCGCACCCUCUAUGCAGAACAUGGAGACCAGCCCCAUGAUGGAUGUGCCUUCCGUAUCAGACCACUCUCAGCAGGUGGUGGAUAGUGGCUUCAGUGACCUGGGCAGCAUUGAGAGCACGACAGAGAACUAUGAAAACCCCAGCAGCUAUGACUCCACCAUGGGUGGCAGCAUUUGUGGGAAUAACUCCUCUCAGAGCAGCUGCUCCUAUGGUGGGUUGUCGUCCUCCAGUAGCCUCACCCAGAACAGCUGUGUUGUCACCCAGCAAAUGGCAAACAUGGGCAGCAGCUGCAGCAUGAUGCAGCAGAACAACGUCCAGCCUGCUGCCAACUGCAGCAUCAAGUCACCUCAGAGUUGUGUGGUGGAGAGGCCUCCCAGUAACCAGCAGCAGCCACCACCGCCGCCACCACCACCACAGCAGCAGCAGCAGCAGCAGCAGCAGCCAGCACCACAGCCUCCACCGCCUCAGCAGCAACAGCCACCACAGCCACAGCCACCACCGCCUCAGCCCCAGCAGCCUCCAGCCCCGCCCCCACCCCAGCAGCAGCCGCCUCUGUCACAGUGUAGUAUGAAUAACAGCUUUACUGCAGCUCCUAUGAUCAUGGAAAUACCGGAAUCUGGAGGCACCGGGAACAUCAGUAUCUAUGAGAGGAUUCCGGGGGAUUUUGGUGCCGGCAGCUACUCUCAACCAUCAGCCACCUUCAGUUUAGCCAAGUUGCAGCAGCUGACUAACACCAUUAUGGACCCUCAUGCCAUGCCUUAUAGCCAUUCUCCUGCUGUGACUUCCUAUGCAACCAGUGUUUCUUUGUCUAAUACGGGACUGGCUCAGUUGGCUCCAUCGCAUCCAUUAGCUGGGACCCCUCAAGCACAAGCCACCAUGACACCGCCCCCAAACCUGGCAUCCACGACGAUGAACCUCACAUCGCCUCUGCUGCAGUGCAACAUGUCUGCCACCAACAUUGGUAUUCCUCACACGCAGAGGUUGCAAGGGCAAAUGCCAGUCAAGGGGCACAUUUCUAUCCGCUCCAAAUCUGCACCCCUGCCCUCUGCAGCUGCUCACCAGCAACAGCUGUAUGGCCGCAGCCCACCAGCAGUUGCCAUGCAGGCUGGUCCUCGUGCAUUGGCUGUUCAGCGUGGCAUGAACAUGGGGGUUAAUUUAAUGCCAACCCCUGCCUAUAAUGUCAAUUCCAUGAAUAUGAACACCUUGAAUGCCAUGAACAGCUAUCGAAUGACACAGCCCAUGAUGAACAGCAGUUACCAUAGUAACCCUGCCUACAUGAACCAGACAGCACAGUAUCCUAUGCAGAUGCAGAUGGGGAUGAUGGGGAGCCAGGCCUAUACCCAGCAGCCUAUGCAGCCAAGCCCUCACGGAAACAUGAUGUACACUGGCCCCUCCCAUCACAGCUAUAUGAAUGCUGCUGGCGUGCCCAAGCAGUCACUCAAUGGGCCUUACAUGAGGAGAUGAGCAAGGUGGACUCACAGUGAGAAACUUAAAUAUAUAUAAAUAAAGGAACCUUUUAUACUGACAAACCAGAGAAAAAUGGACCUUUUUUCCAGUUAAAAUAUUACUGUAGAUUUAGAGGAAUUUUUCUUUGGUUUAUUUUAUUUUUUAGAAAACCCUGAUCUUCUCUUUUUUGGGGUUCAUUUUGUUCUGGGUUUUGGUUUUCACAAUAUUGAACAUUUUACAGUAGAACUCAUCUAAAAGUGGGUUUGGGGAUAGGGGAAACAUGCACAAAAUCUUUUCAUAAUUAAAAAGAGCCUUACUUUCUUUACAUACCACAUGGACAGAAUUUGUGUAAAAGCAAAGUAUCUUUAUUUUAUUUUAAAAUGUUUGUUUCCCCUCACUGUUUGCAGCUCCCAAUGUUGUCAUUUUUAAAUGUUAUAUAUACAUCUCGAGGGUUAACCAGACCCUUUCCUCCAAACCCAACCUUUCAUUUCCUACUUCAUUCCAGCAGGAGGCACUUAUGGGAGACUCAGAUGGGGACAUGGAGAACAACCCAAGCUCCUUAAACUUAUUAUUAUUAAUAUUAUUAUUAUUAUUAUUAUUAAUAAAGUGAGGCAAGAAAAUGCUUCUCCUUUUAAAAUCCCUUCCACUCCCUACACACACACAGAAACACACACACACAACACACGUGUACACAUCCCUCUUGAAACCUUUCCCCAAGAAUGUUUCUUUAUAAAUGGACUUCAUUGAAAUCUGUUUUUUGUGAAUCAAGUGUAAUAUAAUAAUUUUCCUUUCUUUUUUGUAAUAUUCCCACUCAGCACUCAGAGACACAAAAAUACUGUAAGUCUCAAUAACAGCAGGAUCUCAGAGGAAAGCGGUUUGCAAUCCUAAUCCAGCUGUUGGAGGAAUAGAGACCGUCAAUUAACAAUCGAAAAGAGUAAAUUAAGCUCUUGUUUUUUUACCGCCUGGUGAAUCAGCCAUAACGCACAUAUUCCACCCAGCCUCUUGUUUUUAGUAUGUACUUUGAAAUGCUAACUAAGGGUCUUGAUUCUUGAGCCUUUGACUCUGACAAAACUCAAAUAGCAGGCCGGCCCGUGGCUCACUCGGUAGAGUGCGGUGCUGAUAACACCAAGGCCACGGGUUCGGAUCCUAUAU
Molecule: messenger RNA, 6543 nt
Organism: Galeopterus variegatus (Sunda flying lemur)
Lineage: Eukaryota; Metazoa; Chordata; Mammalia; Dermoptera; Cynocephalidae
Product: histone acetyltransferase KAT6A
Exons: 15
Biological process (GO): regulation of DNA-templated transcription
Cellular component (GO): MOZ/MORF histone acetyltransferase complex
Molecular function (GO): histone acetyltransferase activity
Source: RefSeq, a predicted model, not a curated record